This is a messenger RNA of Brachypodium distachyon (stiff brome), 2385 nucleotides long. RefSeq names its product cysteine-rich receptor-like protein kinase 15. The coding region runs from base 123 to 2279 and encodes 718 amino acids. Gene Ontology annotation, biological process: carbohydrate metabolic process; protein phosphorylation. The record is from RefSeq and is a predicted model, not a curated record. Lineage: Eukaryota; Viridiplantae; Streptophyta; Magnoliopsida; Poales; Poaceae. Gene Ontology annotation, molecular function: protein kinase activity; ATP binding. The transcript has 3 exons.
GCCACUGGAGGACUGAACCUAGUCAUCCCCGUUUGCCGACGCAACAGGGCAAACCUCUACAUGAGUAGAUUGGGGAUGGGAGGAUAGAGCGGAGACCGGUGCUAGUCUCGUAGAUCUCUUCCAUGGCCUGCAGCCGCAAGCUUCUUGGCGCCUCCUCCCUCUUCUUCACGGUGUCCGUCCUCGCCAUCGCUAGCCACGCUGAACGCCCAAAUCCCGUCAGAAUCGCCGUGUACUGGGGCCAGAACGGCAACGAGGGCAGCCUCAACGAAACAUGUAGCACCGGCCUCUACGCGUACGUGAACCUCGCCUUCCUCAACGUGUUCGGCGGCGACAGGGCCCCGGUACUCAACCUGGCCGGCCACUGCGAUCCUGCCUCGGGGGGCUGCGCCGCUUUAGCCACCGACAUCGCCUACUGCCAGUCCAAAGGCGUGAAGGUGCUCCUCAGCAUCGGCGGUGGAACAGGAAACUACGGCCUCUCCUCUGCUUCCGAUGCGCGGAACGUGUCCAUCUAUCUCUGGGACAACUUCCUUGGCGGGGGCUCCGGAGGUUCCUCGUCCAGACCGCUCGGCGGCGCCCAGUUGGACGGCAUCGACUUUGACAUCGACACUGGCAGGGACGACUACUAUGACGACCUCGCCAAAAACCUGUUUAUGCAGUACAACUCGACCGUUUUUCAAGAAUCGGGAGGUUCUGCUGACCAGGUCGGGGUAACCGCAGGCGGAGGAUUCUCUAAAAGUAACGCCACGGGAGAGAAGAAGAAGUACAUGCUCACCGCGGCGCCACAGUGCCCGUACCCAGACGCUUCCCUCGGCCGGGCGCUCAAGACGGGGCUCUUCGACCACGUGUGGGUGCAGUUCUACAACAACCCCGCGUGCCAGUACACGGCCGGAGACCCGAGCGCGCUGCAGAGCGCGUGGCAGCAGUGGACGGCAGCUCUGCCGUCAGCGUCAGUAUUCCUUGGCCUGCCGGCAUCGCCCGAUGCCGCGCCCAGCGGGUACAUAGACGCGGACACGCUCGCGUCGCGGGUGCUGCCGGUAGUCAGACGCGCGGGCAAUUACGGCGGAGUCAUGCUCUGGAGCCGCUUCCAGGACGUGCAAACCGGAUACAGUGCCAAGUUGCAGAGCGUGGCGAACAAGAGCACGGCGGACGGGCCAAUAGGAUCACCACCAGUUGCACGGAGUGUUGCCGCCUCGUCUGAUACGAGGAUCCGAACAUAUGUAAUAGCUGGGUCCUCAAGCCUGGUUGGCGUGUGCUUAUUUCUCCUCACGUUCUUUUAUUGGUAUAAGAAAUACUAUGGUAUUUUUCCCUGCCAAGGGGGAUCAAAGAACACACCUAGGAUUGAAUCCUUCCUACAAAAGCAAGCAACUUCACAUCCCAAAAGGUACAGUUACCCAGAAGUGAGAAGAAUGACCAACUCUUUUGCUCAGAAGCUUGGCCAAGGUGGCUUUGGAGCUGUCUACAGAGGCAAACUCCCUGAUGGCCGUGAGAUAGCAGUGAAGAUGCUAAAAGAUACCAAAGGUGAUGGGGAGGAAUUCAUGAAUGAGGUGGCUAGCAUAAGCAGAUGCUCUCAUGUCAACGUUGUUACCCUCUUAGGGUUCUGCUUGCAAGGUAAAAAAAAGGCUCUCAUAUACGAGUACAUGAUCAAUGGCUCACUUGAGAGGUACACUUUUGGCAACAACUCUAUUCAAGAUCCAAAUGCCCUCAACUGGGAGAGGCUCUUUGACAUUGUUCUCGGCAUCGCUCGAGGCCUUGAGUACCUUCAUCGAGGGUGCAACACUCCCAUCAUACAUUUUGAUAUUAAGCCUCAAAACAUUUUACUAGAUGGAAGCUUCUGUCCAAAGAUAUCCGAUUUUGGGUUAGCUAAAUUGUGCCACCAAAAGGAAAGUAGAAUCUCUAUUGGUGGGGCAAGAGGAACGGUAGGGUACAUAGCACCAGAGGUAUUGUUCUCAAGGCAGUACGGAGCUGUGAGCAGCAAGUCUGAUGUGUACGGUUAUGGAAUGGUGGUUCUUGAGAUGGUUGGAGCAAGGAACCAAAUCAAUGUUAGUACAGAGAGUAGCACCAAAUAUUUUCCUCAGUGGAUAUAUGACAACUUUGAUGAGUUCUGUUGCACCACACAUGAGAUUGUUAGUAGCGAGACUACAGAGCUGUUAAGAAAGAUGACUAUAGUUGGGUUAUGGUGCAUUCAGCUAACACCCACUUAUCGACCAUCGAUGAGCAAAGUUGUUGACAUGUUGGAAAGCGACGGCAAAGACUUGCAACUACCUCCAAAAGCAUCUUAGUGUAAACAAGAAUAUGCAUCUUAAUGCAAAGUCCUUGGCUCUAAGAAUGUUACUUUUAUAGUUUGUACAUUGAUUCAUGUGGCAUGCCAAAAAAUAUAUUUACACA